Molecule: messenger RNA, 465 nt
Organism: Camellia sinensis
Lineage: Eukaryota; Viridiplantae; Streptophyta; Magnoliopsida; Ericales; Theaceae
Source: RefSeq, a predicted model, not a curated record
AAUCGGGAUCUUGUAAGGGUGUUUGUGUGUUAACUUCUGGUGGAAAAAUAUGGACGUGGAGGUUGUGAAAUCUGAGUUGGUGCCAGUUUCUGUGGAAUCUGGGAGUGAAGAAAACAGCUCUUCGUUGCAUGAGAAGGAAAAUGGGACAUUGAAUCAGGAAACUGGGCUUAAUGAACCCAUAAAAUUUGGUUCACAUGGCAUGGAUGAGCCGGUUGAUAGAGAAGGAAGCAACAUCCCUGUGGCUGACUUCCCAAAGGAUGUGGUUGAUGAAUGGCCUGAACCUAAGCAGAUCCAUUCUUUUUAUUUGGUCAAGUAUCGAACAUAUGAGGACCUAAAACUGAAAGCCAAAGUGGAGCUGGCCGAUAAGGACCAGCAAAAGAAGAAUCAAGCAAAGUUUCAGAUUAGUGACAAAUUCUGGGCUAAAAAGGUAUGCUGAACUUUAUUUUAAACUAAUUUUGUUACAUU